AUGUUUGAAGAAUGGGAUGGAGAACGGUCACAAAAGUUUAAAGGAGGAAUAAAAGCACUUCAACCUAGCUACCAGACAGAUUUCAGCUUGUGGGGGAAAGGAAUAAUGGGAGAAACUUCUACUGGGAUCGAGCUGCUGAAAAGUAAGAGACACUUUCCUCCAAGGUAUGGGAAAGUGCUUCCUGAUUGGAAACCUUGCUUCAAGCUCGUCCCACCUCCUCAGAGAGAGGCAAAUAUAAAAAAAUUAACAGACCUACCUUGUACAGUUCACCCUAGAAAAGGAAUGAAAUUUUUUACAAAAAAUCGGAGGACUGCGACUGCUCCUGUGAUUACAUAUAAAAGCAAAACGCAUUGAUACGAAACUGUUGAUAAGUUGAAGCACGAAGAAGAAAAUGAAGUGAGAAACCUGGAAGGAUGGGAAAAUACAGUAUUAAAGAAAGCGUUAGAGCCUCCUAAGCCUCUCAAUUCAAGGAUGUCAAGCAUCAGACAAUCUUUGAGGAACUCAUUUUAUUCAAGCAAAGAUGGAUCUCAAAAGCAUACUAGCUUAAUCAGUUCUUCUGGGAACGCAUAA
This is a messenger RNA of Blepharisma stoltei, 570 nucleotides long. The record is from the annotation of a GenBank genome assembly. Lineage: Eukaryota; Ciliophora; Heterotrichea; Heterotrichida; Blepharismidae.